GAGAGGGCCAGCUGCCGCCUUCUUUGCCAGAAAACUCCAGCCCGCGGACUGCGUGAACACAGGCUGCGUGGACAGCAGGACCCGGAGACCGAGGCUCCCGGACGACCAGGAACCGCCCAGGAUGGCCUCGGAGAGUGGGAAGCUGUGGGGUGGCCGGUUUGUGGGAGCAGUGGACCCCAUCAUGGAGAGAUUCAAUGCAUCCAUCGCCUACGACCGGCACCUGUGGGAGGUGGAUGUGCUGGGGAGCAAGGCCUACAGCCGGGGCCUGGAGAAGGCGGGGCUCCUCACCAGGGCUGAGAGGGACCAGAUCCUGCGUGGCCUGGAUCAGGUGGCUGAAGAGUGGGCCCAGGGCACCUUCAAGCUGCACCGCAAUGAUGAGGACAUCCACACGGCCAACGAGCGGCGCCUGAAGGAGCUCAUCGGAGAUGUGGCGGGGAAGCUGCACACGGGGCGCAGCCGCAAUGACCAGGUAGUGACGGACCUCCGGCUGUGGAUGCGGCAGACCUGUACCUCACUCUUGGGGCUGCUGCACGAGCUCAUCCGGACCAUGGUGGACCGGGCAGAGGCGGAACGCGAUGUCCUCUUUCCGGGGUACACGCACCUGCAGAGGGCCCAGCCCAUCCGCUGGAGUCACUGGAUCCUGAGCCACGCCGUGGCACUGACCCGGGACUCUGAGAGGCUGCUGGAGAUACAGAAGCGGAUCAACGUCCUGCCCCUGGGGAGUGGGGCCAUUGCGGGCAACCCUCUGGGUGUGGACCGGGAGCUGCUCCGAGCAGAACUGAACUUCGGGGCCAUCACACUCAACAGCAUGGAUGCCACCAGUGAGCGGGAUUUUGUGGUGGAGUUCCUGUUCUGGGCAUCCUUGUGUGGGACACACCUCAGCAGGAUGGCCGAGGACCUCAUCCUCUACGGCACCAAGGAGUUCAGCUUUGUGCAGCUCUCAGAUGCCUACAGUACUGGAAGCAGCCUGAUGCCCCAGAAGAAGAACCCGGACAGCCUGGAGCUGAUCCGCAGCAAGGCAGGCCGCGUGUUUGGGCGGUGCGCUGGGCUCCUGAUGACCCUCAAGGGACUUCCGAGCACCUACAACAAGGACCUGCAGGAGGACAAGGAAGCUGUGUUUGAAGUGUCGGACACCAUGAGCGCCGUCCUGCAAGUGGCAGCAGGCGUCAUCUCCACCCUGCAGAUCCACCGUGAGAACAUGGCGCGGGCGCUGAGCCCUGAUAUGCUGGCUACCGACCUCGCCUACUACUUGGUCCGCAAAGGGAUGCCAUUCCGCCAGGCGCAUGAGGCAUCUGGGAGAGCCGUGGUUCUGGCUGAGAGUCGGGGUGUGGCGCUCAGUGAGCUGUCCCUGUCGGAGCUGCAGGGCAUCAGUCCCCUGUUCUCUAGCGACGUGAGCCGCGUGUGGGACUACGGCCACAGCGUGGAGCAGUACAGUGCUUUGGGUGGCACGGCGCGCGCCAGCGUUGACUGGCAGAUUGGCCAGGUGCGGGCCCUGCUGCUCGCCCAGCAGCCACCGAGCCCCGCAGCCCAGUGAUGGCGCCGAGGGCCCAGGUCAGGCUCCCCUUUCUCCAGUUCUCCAUGCUCCUUUCCUCUGGCACCCUCGGAGAGGUCGCUGGGCCCAGCCCUGGUGCAGGAGUGCCGGGUGCCCAGCACCGAGGGAGGCUGAGGCAGGAAGAUCCCCAAGUUCAAGCCCAGGCUGGACAAUUGAGUAAUUUAGCAAGGCCCUGUCUCAAAAUAAAAAAUGAAAAGGGCUGGGGAUGUAGCUCAGUGGCAUAGCGCCUGUGGGGUGGCUCCCCAGUACCACGUGUACAUGUGCAUGUGUGGGCACA
Octodon degus (degu) is the source of this 1829-nucleotide messenger RNA. It is a transcript of the gene Asl, whose product is annotated as argininosuccinate lyase. The coding region runs from base 122 to 1534 and encodes 470 amino acids. NCBI's taxonomy places the organism in Eukaryota, Metazoa, Chordata, Mammalia, Rodentia, Octodontidae. Gene Ontology annotation, cellular component: cytosol. The record is from RefSeq and is a predicted model, not a curated record. Gene Ontology annotation, molecular function: argininosuccinate lyase activity. The transcript has 16 exons.